This is a messenger RNA of Racocetra persica, 325 nucleotides long. The record is from the annotation of a GenBank genome assembly. NCBI's taxonomy places the organism in Eukaryota, Fungi, Glomeromycota, Glomeromycetes, Diversisporales, Gigasporaceae.
UGAACUUACUUACUUCAAUACUGAGUUAACUGAAUCUGAACUACGUGAGAUGGUAAAGAUUGCAACAAUCGAUGAUUAUAUUACAGAUGAGGAGGAACUAAGUGGAAAUAAUGAUGAUGCAUAUGAAGAAAGCCCAAAUUCAUUAUCUCAAACUAAUAUAAUUUUAGAAGACUUUGUAAAUUUGCGAGACCCUAUCUUUCAAGAUAGAGAAGUCACACAGUUUGAAUUUUCUACUGAAAUUGCAGACUUUAAUAUUGAAGGUGACAUUGAUAUGGACUUUAAUCCUGAGGAUCUUGUUGAUACUGUUUUAAGUGUUGAAUUAUAA